Helobdella robusta is the source of this 693-nucleotide messenger RNA. RefSeq lists its product as hypothetical. The record is from RefSeq and is a predicted model, not a curated record. The transcript has 4 exons. The coding region runs from base 1 to 693 and encodes 230 amino acids. Lineage: Eukaryota; Metazoa; Annelida; Clitellata; Rhynchobdellida; Glossiphoniidae.
AUGGCAUUGCUGCCUACGACUGUGAAAGAACACCACUGCAAGAAUUAUAACUACACUGACAUAUCUGGGCACUGUAUGUCAGGUUGUUUGGAGGACUUGAAAGGUCAUGGGUGCAGUCAAAGAGGUGAGAGCAAGAACCCGUGCCAAGGAUCGCAAAUAUGUGUUGAGGAAAAUUUAGGUUUGAUUGAAAUAUCAUCGUGCUAUCCAGAAAAAGAAAUUCGUGUAGAGGUGGGCAACAUCGCAUACAAGAGGAGGGUGUUCAUGAAGCACGGAUUGUACACGGAGAAGGCCACUGAUGGCGACAUCUACAGCUUCUUUGCGACUCACAGCAUCCACCCCGAUCCCUGGAUCGUCAUAGAUCUCAGCAGAUAUUACAUGAUCACCUCAAUUGAAAUGUACCAUCCACCAGUUCAAUUAAACAGAGGAAUCGUUGGACUUAGAAUCGUAAUAUCUAAAGACUUUUCGCUAGAUUCGAGAUAUAGAUUCGACGAAAAAAACUUUGUGGCAAUCGAAGAAACUGUUACAUCGGAGCUGUCGGAUGUUGAUUUUUUCAGUACUAAAAACGUGUUGAACUUGAAGGGAAGGUUCGUCAUGUUACGGCAAAGUAGUGAAUUCAUUGGCAAAGAACCUAUCUCGGUCAGAGAGGUGUUUGUCCGAGGAACAGGUUAUAAAGGAUACAGUUACUAUAUAUGA